AUGUCUUCCUCCGAACCCCCCUACGACCCUUAUAUCCCCUCCGGCUCAAACGGAGCCACCGCCGCCAACUCCACCCAGCAAAAUGGCAACCAGCGAACGGCUGCAUUGCAAGCACAAAUCGACGACACUGUCGGUGUGAUGCGCGAGAACAUCAACAAGGUCUCGCAGCGUGGCGAGCGCCUCGACUCUCUGCAAGACAAGACCGACAACCUGGCCGUCUCGGCCCAGGGGUUCCGCCGAGGCGCGAAUCGUGUGCGCAAGCAGAUGUGGUGGAAGGAUAUGAAGAUGCGCGUAUGCCUGAUUGCCUGCGUGAUUAUCCUGAUUAUCGUGAUUGUCGUUGGAGCCGUCUUUGGUAGCCGCCACCAUUAG
Molecule: messenger RNA, 369 nt
Organism: Penicillium riverlandense
Lineage: Eukaryota; Fungi; Ascomycota; Eurotiomycetes; Eurotiales; Aspergillaceae
Product: SNAP receptor SNC2
Exons: 3
Coding region: 1-369 (122 amino acids)
Biological process (GO): vesicle-mediated transport; vesicle fusion
Cellular component (GO): plasma membrane; SNARE complex
Molecular function (GO): SNAP receptor activity; syntaxin binding
Source: RefSeq, a predicted model, not a curated record